Messenger RNA from Protobothrops mucrosquamatus (brown spotted pit viper), 7413 nucleotides. RefSeq names its product rootletin. Lineage: Eukaryota; Metazoa; Chordata; Lepidosauria; Squamata; Viperidae. The transcript is spliced from 35 exons. Bases 146 to 5785 code for a protein of 1879 amino acids. The record is from RefSeq and is a predicted model, not a curated record.
AAGGCAGCGAAGAAGGAUCAACAGUCAUUGACACCGGAUUAGUUGGGACAUAAAUAUGCAUGCACUUCUCUUGUUCUGCAUAUAGCGAGAAGUCUUGCUAGGCUAGCGUUCGUUUCCCUCUUCGGGCUUGGCCCGGUUUUGAGCGAUGAGCGAGGGAAAUGAGGAGAAGCCAAGUUUAAGGUUGGAAGCCGCAAUCCAGACCCUAGAAGAUACAGUGCUGCAUCCCAGAGCAAGCAGAGAUGACAAAGCAUUGACUGUGCGAGGAGAAGGAGAAAAGGCUACACCUACAACAAUCCCAGCCAGAAUUCGACAGAUUAUUACAGAAAGCUUAUCUGAUCCAUCAUCCUCAGAUUUAUCCAAAACAGACUUUCCAGCCAAUAUGCAAGAAGAAAACCGCUUAUUGCAGAAGGAACUUUCUCGUCUCGAAGACCUGUUGGCACACACUCGUGCAGAGAAGGAUGAGUUAGCUAGCAAAUAUCAAGCUAUUAGUGAAAGGCUGCAGCAAGCACAACGAGCAGAGGAGGAAGGAAGCACAGCAUUCCUGCAGAUGAGACAGCAGUUUAAAUCAGAUGAAAAAGCACAUAAGCGUAAGCUGCAAGCCUUCCAGGAUGGGCAACAGCACCAGGCUCAGCUAGUACAGAAGAUGCAAAACAAGGUGUUGCAGUAUAAGAAAAGAUGUGGAGAACUGGAACAGGAGUUGCUGGAGAAAACCUCUGAGUGUGAGCGUCAGAAACAGAUGCUGCAGACAAGAUUAGACUCAACAGACUUACGUUUACGACGCAUUGAACAUGACCAUAAUACAGAGUUGGAGAACACUCUCAUCCACUUAGAAAAAGAGCAGCAGAGGAGUGCUACCCUUUCCCAGAUGAACAGUCUACUUCAGGAACAGCUGGAAGAGGUGAAAUGCUCAAAACAGAGACUAGCUGGGGAGCUAGAGAGGAAUACUACUGAUAUGCACAGACUGAGAAGUGAACUAGAACAGAAGAGCUAUGAUUCCUAUCUCAGCAAUGAACACAGUGGGAUUCUCCUGCUAUGGCGUCAAGCAGCCACACUUCGUGGUAACUUCGCAGAGCUUCGCACAACAGUGGAGAAAGGACUUGCUGAAGCAGGAACUGACAUGGCAAGAGCUUCCCGUCGCCUCCAAACUGCUUGUCUCAAUUUGGAUUCCAAUUUGCGCCUUUCUGAGAAUAGCUCUACCUGUUUGCUAGAGAAGCAGCUUCGAGAGAAAGUCCGAGAGAUGAUUCAGCUACAGAGUUCUUGGGAUGGAGAAAAGGCCAUUCUAAACUCCAAGAUUACUGAAUUGACCACUUUAGGUGAUAAAUUUAAGGAACAGAACACAAAGAAAGACAAGACAAUCUCGGCCUUAAAAAUGGACAUUCAGAAAUUGGAAGCCAGUAAAAUUGGAGAUCUAGAAGAAGUGAAGGAUCUGAAAGAGGAAACUGAAUCUUUGCAAUAUACUUUAAAAAGCAUCACAAAGUUGGCUCUUGCUGAAUCAAAGAACAUAGGACUUAUCUCCAAAGAUAAUGCCAAAGCUGUACCAGAAGAAAAUACUGUAUGGCACACUUAUCCCCUGGGCUUUGGCUCACCUCAGCACCAAUGGACAACUCAGUCCCGGAUACAUUCUCCAUCCUGCCAGAAUGCAUCAAUACAAGCAGUGCAAGCCCUUAUCCAAAAUUCACAAAAGCAUGAGCAGGAAUUGCUUGUGCAAUUGGAAUCCUGCAGAGAUAUCCUGGGAUCUGUCAAGAAGCAGCUUGUGGACUGCCAGCAGGAAAUGAAGGCAGCUGAUCAACAGCUGCAGGAACAGAAGCAGGAAUGUGAAGAGCUGACAAGGACCCUGGAGGACUGCAGGCUGAAAGCACAGCAUUGGAAAUCCUCAGUGGAGGUUCUAGAAAGAGAGAAGGAGGCCUUGGAGAUAGCAGUCGAAAGCCAGACUCAACAACUUGAUGCCUCCCAUCUGGAGGUAGAGCGCCUGAAAUCGAUGAACGGAGAGCUACAGAAACAGCGAAAACUCCUUGAAGAGCAAAAAGAAGAUGCAAUUAAGGAAAGGGAGAGGACACGGAAGGAAUUGGAGCGGGGGCAAAGGUCUCAGGAGCAACUUGAGGAAAGAAUGUCAGUCCUGAAGAAAGAGUUAGUGAAUGUGAAGGAAUCUUUGAACCAAGCCAUGCUGGAGAAAGAUGUACUGGAGAGCGCAAAGGAAGGCUUGAGCAAAGCACUUUCCAAAGUUGAAGCCAGCAACACUGAGCUUGAACUCUCCAUACACAAGAUGAAAUCAGAAGAUGCUGAACUAAGGGAUUCGCUAGCCCGGAUGGGAGCUCUGAAUGAAGGACUAGCAAAUGACAAAAUCAAACUAAACCACAUCAUCCUACAGCUUGAAGAUGAGAAGAGCAAGCUGGUAGGGAGGAAGCAGGAGCUGGAUCAAGAGCAAGUGGUUUGGCGAGAACAACUUGCACUCUUUGAAAAGGAGCAGAUGCACAUGAGGGCAGAGAAACAAGAGUUGGAGCAGAGUUGCCAAGCCUUCGAAGAGAAAGGGGAAAUGCUGGAAGGAGAAAUAGCCUUGCUGAGAAGGGAAAGAGUCCAGCUACAGGACCAAAUGAUGCAGCUGAAUAGCCAGAAACAAACUCUAGGUGAGCAACUGGCCCAGAGCCACAGAGAGAUUGAAAUGCAGACGGAUUCACUCAUCCGUGUGCUACAAGAGAAGGAAGACAUAGCUAAGGAAAAGGCACAGCUGGCUGUGGAGCUCACUGCAAUGCAGAGACAGAAGAAGUUGUUAACAGAGGAGACAGACACUCUCAGAACAGAGAAGGAAUCCCUGGAAACCAGCCUUUUUGAGGCACAAGAGCUGGCAGCUCAACUUGAGGCCCGCAAGGAACAAUUAGAAGGAGAAAAUCAAGGCAUUGAUCUUUCCAGGAAGGCACUCCAAGUGGAAUUAGGAAAGGUUCGGCAAGAACUUGAGCUUCAGGAGAGUACCCUGAGAAAAGAGAGAGAGAUGUUGAAGCACCAGUUAACUCAAACAGAAGAAGAGUGUCAGUUGUCUAUGAAACAUCAAAAGCAAGCUUUUGAAGAGGACCUUGGGACUCUUAGAAAAGAGAAGGAGAUCCUACGUCUGGUCCUGAUGGAGGAAAAAGAUGAAAGUGUGAGCUGUCUUCAGCAAGAGAAGGAAGAACUGGUGUCUAAGUAUGAAGCUGAGAAAAGGGAGCUCAUGGAGGAAAUCUUCACUUUGCAGCAGCGCAGAGAUGAAAGCCUCCUUAUGCUAGAAAAUGAAAAACAAAAGGCAGUCUCUCAGAAAGAAGUUGAAAAGAAUCUCCUUGGUGAAAAACUCAGUGAGUUACAAAGAGAGCUGAAAUAUGCCAGGUCUGAGAUUGAACAGGUGAAACUUGAUGCUCUGAAGCGACAAGAGCAAGAUAAGAACACAAUAACCAGCAUCAACAAAGAACUACAGACCUUCCAGGCUCAAUUUGAGGAUGCAAUGGCUGCACACCAGAAAGAGGCCAAACGCUUAAAUGAACAUAUAAAGGAGCUGGCAAGAGAGAAAGAACUUAAUGGGCGGGAGGCAGAACAGCUCAAAGCCCAAUUACGUUUGGCAGAAGAUACCUAUGCAGAUGUUCACAAAGAACUCACUGAGCUUCACCAGAGACUACAGGAAUCGGAAGAAGCUUGUGAUCAGCGACAAAAAGAGCUACUGGAAUUUCACAGGGCUGUAGCAGAUGAGAACAGAGAAAAGGAAGCACUUCAGAAGUCCAAUGGUGACCUCAGAGCAGCUGUCAAAAAAACAGAGAAUGAGAGGCUCAGACUGCAGAGAAUCAAGGAAGAACGAGAACAGAAAAUUGCCAUUCUGGAAGAAGCAAAAGCCGCAAUUGAGGGAGAGAUGGGAGAGCUCCGAGUAAAUCUACGGGAAGUAGAGAAGGCACACAUGGAAGCCCGAAGGGAACUUCAGGAGCUGCGCAGAGAGGUAAAGUCCCUGGAGAACAAGAACAGCAAGAAAACCCAGGAAGUCACUGAAUUACAACAUCAGUUGAUGCAAAAAGAACAGCAGGAGCAGCAGAACAGCAAAGAGGUUCUGGAUCUUAAACAGAAGAUAUCCGUUCUGGAGAUUGGCCAUGAUUCUGCUCAUAAGGAGGUGUUGAACUUGCAGAAAAAACUGUCUUCUGCAGAGGUGAAGUUCCAGCUUCAAGAGCAGGAUUUAAAGCAUAGCCUUGCAGAGAGUUGCAUCAAGGAGAAGAAGUGGAAGGAUGGUCUCCAUAGCCUGGAGGUGAAGCUUCAGGAAGCAAGCAGGACAAACGAAAAUCUCCAGCUGCGCCUCAGCACCUGUGAGGGAUGCAUCCAUGGCUUAGAAACAGAACUAGCCAAAACUGAAGCAGCCAAGAGGGAGGUUGAGCUGAAGUUAGUGGCACUCCACUCCACUCUCCGUCGCACACUGGGACUUGGCAGCCGGAGUCCGUCUCCCCAACGAUCCUCCUCUCCAGUCAAAGGAACCAGUGGACGCCAAACACCUGCGUCUCGCACUGGAUCACCUGAAAGGAGCCGCUCCCGUUCACCAUUUCAUCAACCAUCUCCUCUCAGGGGAGAGCAAAGCACAAGUGAAAUUGAUCCAGAAGUAGUUCGAGAUGCUUUGAAGGACUUCCUUCAGGAGUUGCGGGACACCCAAAGAGAGAGGGAUGAUCUAAGAAUUCAGGUGAUGAAUAUGAGUCAUCAGCUGAAUGAAUUGGAGGCUGAUCGUGACCGAACACAAAGCCGUAUCCUGCAACUCCAGAAGUUUUUAGCAGACAGUGAGGAAGGAUUCUACUGUGGUAGUUUUGUAGAAAAAGUCAAAGGUUUUAAAACCAAGGAAGCCAAACUGGAAACAGAAAAAUGGAAGCUAAAAGAAGUUCUAGAAGCGGCAGAGAGCAGGGCCACCAAAUUGGAGCUGAGCCGUAGAGCAGUGGAAGGAGAGUUACAACGAACACAAAUGAGCUUGACAUCAAGGGAUGAAGAAAUCCAGUCCCUGCUAGAGCAAAUCCAAGAACUUCGAUGCCAAUUAGGGGAAAAGGAAAACAAAACUGCAGUACUGCAACGAGAGCUUGACCACCUGACUCAUUCGCUAGCCAGGACGGAAGGCACUGAAAGUCACUUCAAAGAUCGGGUACAAACUCUGUCUCAGGCACUCUCCAGUGCUACUGCUGGAACGUCCUCCCUGCAGGAGAACAUCUCACAACUCCAAAAGGCCCUGACAGCUGCAGAGCAAGAUCGUCGGCUGCUCCAGGAUCGCUUUGACACCAUGCGACAGGCAUUGUCAGACAGCAAGAGGCAGAAUCAUAGCUUGACUAAUACUGUACAUUUGUUACAAGAUCGGCUGGCUGACAUGGAACUGCAGUACAGAAAUCUGGAGAAGGAGAAGCACCAUCCCCAUGAAGCAGAGCAUGAGAAGUUUGGGAAAGAAGAUGAUACUUUUAGACUCAGUCAGAUGAGAGGGCAGCUGGAUCUAUCUGUGAGUAGCCUACAGCAGGACAUGGAAGACAUCAUGAUGCAAAAUGAACACCUGCAGGUUCAGAUUGCAGAGCUGGAACAAACACAUGCCCAGCAACUAAUGGAACUGACAUCACAGCAUCAGCUAGACAUGGAACUAGAAGCAGAAAGACUACGCAGUGCUCAGCUCCAAACUGAACGGACAUUGCAAUCCCAGGAAAGAACCCAUCGGCAAAGGGUGAAAAAUUUGGAAGAACAGGUGAAUUCUCUGAAAGAGCAAUUGGAUCAAGAAGUGAGAAGACGACAGGUGUACCUGAGCCAGGUGCUUCAUACAGUCAAAUGAUGAAUAAGCCAAACAUUGCACCUGGAUCUGAGAUGCCCCAAAAGCAGAUCCAUCCUUCAGCAUGAUCCAUACACUCAAGAUUUGGAUUCAUUCAUUUCUUGCAUUAGGGCACUCAACUGAUGCACAGAGAAACUGGAGAUCCAAGACUAGCAAUGCAAGCCUGCAGUAUUUCUCCACCCAAACAGCACAUACUCUGUACACUUGGAAGGCACAGUAAAAAUACCAAAUAAUUAGGCAGCAAACUGCCAAGAGGAAACCCUGCUGUGCGGGCAGCUGUUCCCUUUAGGAUGCUUGAAAGCCAGGGCACCAGUGCUUAACUAAUUCAUUUAGAAAAUCUGACAGGGAAUUCUCAUUUCUUUGGGUCCGGGGGUAGUGUAUCCCUGCAUGAUCUCUUGGAGCUUUCAGUACUGGCUGUACAAACUUUAAAAUUCCAGGUGCCUGCUAGGAGCACCCUGCUAUUUAUAUAUAUCUGCAUUUCCAUCAGUUGUCAGAUUGUUUGUCCCUCCUGCUGACAAAUAUUGUUUGAUGCACUGUGCAAAAUUAAAGCUUCCUCUUCCUGCAUAGUUAUACAUGUGGCGGCUAUUUGGUUGCAGUCACUCAGUGCCACUAUUAAUCUGUACAUCAUAUGAAAACAUGAAAUACACAGUUCUGCUGGCACCAGAUUUAUAACACAGUACAGAGAAAUUAGGAAGAAUAGUGAAAACAACACCCAGGAACUGAUCAAAUCUUUUGCUGUGUCUAUGAACAUCAAGCCAUUUUCAUGGUGGCAGGUGGCUGAAAUUAAUUCAAACCUAAGUCAUUUUAUGACAUGCUGGACUCCAGAUAUGUCAAAGUGUUAACAUUUGACAUUCACCCACUCUGCCAGCUGACAGGCUCCAAGAAAUCCCUUCUGGAAUCAAACACUGGUUUCCCUGGGAAUGACAAGAAGCCAUCUUGGAAUUGCUGUAAACAUCACCUGUUAUCAUUGUUUCACAUUUUUUCCUUACAAAUAUUUGAUUUUCCAAAUCAAGUUGGAAAACGCAUAUUGUCAGUGAGUGAAAUAAAGAUGUAAAAAACACAUUUCCUAAAUUGAGGAAAGCCGUUUGCAUUGUUUUAUAGAGAAAUGUGGUACAAAGUAUGUUUCCACUGGUUUGCAAUAGGUAGUAUUUAAGAUAUAGCCCUGAAAUGUGGACAACUUUUAACAGCAGAAAGUUUUGUGGCAGAUUUAUUAUAGUAUAAGCUGUCAAGCCGGCUGAGAAUCACUUCCUGCAUCUGAUGAUGUGGAGUGCAGACAAUAAAAUGUUUGUGGCAAAACAAUCUGUUUGUCCUUCUGAUAUCCCCAAAUCUCUUUAUUAAAAUAGUCUUGCUACAGCAGUUAAAAUAGUCCCCCUAUAACUCCGUAUUGCGUUAAUCUCCUUCUUGAUUAAACACAGCAUAAAGGACCCACUGUCCAAAUUGAAUCCCAUACAGUGCGUCAUACUUGUAUUAUAAAGUAAGAUCCAAAUUUAUUCAUCUAAACAAAUAACCUGAUACUUCCAUAAAAGGAGACUAAGGAUUGCUAAGAAUUACUGGAAUUCUGAAAAUACUCUUCAUGAUUCUUUAGAGAAAAUCUUUGAUGGUUAAAAUCUGCUUAAAGCUGACUUACCUGA